AAAAUACACAUUUCCAUCUCACUUUCAUUCCUACCUCAUUUGAUUCCUCUCAUUCAUUUGCGUUCACACCAAUCCGGCAAAUUAUCAUUACACUGAGGCGAAAAAAAAAUAAUUAAAAAAAUAAGUAAAUCAGCAAGCCAACCUGAGGUUGGUUUUCGCUGAAUACAGAUCUUCUCUCUCUCACUCUCUCUCUCUCUCUCUCUCUCUUCGCCACCAGCUUUCUCUUCGAUUCAGUUGAUAAAAAAUGGCUGAUGUUGAGGAUAUCCAGCCCCUCGUCUGUGAUAAUGGAACCGGAAUGGUGAAGGCUGGAUUUGCGGGCGAUGAUGCACCGAGGGCAGUUUUCCCCAGCAUUGUCGGUAGGCCUCGCCACACCGGUGUGAUGGUUGGUAUGGGACAGAAAGAUGCCUAUGUGGGUGACGAAGCACAGUCCAAAAGAGGUAUCUUGACAUUGAAAUACCCAAUUGAACACGGAAUCGUUAGCAACUGGGAUGACAUGGAGAAGAUUUGGCAUCACACUUUCUACAACGAGCUUCGUGUUGCCCCAGAGGAGCACCCCGUGCUUCUUACCGAAGCCCCUCUCAACCCAAAGGCUAACAGGGAGAAGAUGACCCAAAUAAUGUUCGAGACAUUCAAUUGCCCCGCCAUGUAUGUUGCCAUUCAGGCCGUUCUCUCUCUUUACGCCAGUGGUCGUACUACAGGUAUUGUGCUGGAUUCUGGUGAUGGUGUGAGUCACACUGUGCCAAUUUACGAGGGGUACUCUCUGCCACAUGCCAUCCUCCGAUUGGACCUUGCUGGGCGUGAUCUGACAGACUAUCUGAUGAAGAUUCUCACCGAGAGAGGGUACAUGUUCACCACCUCAGCAGAGCGGGAAAUUGUCCGUGACAUGAAGGAGAAGCUUGCCUACAUUGCACUCGACUACGAGCAGGAGCUCGAGACAGCCAAGAGCAGCUCUUCCGUUGAGAAGAACUACGAGCUGCCCGACGGGCAGGUUAUUACCAUUGGGGCAGAGAGAUUCCGUUGCCCGGAGGUCCUUUUCCAGCCUUCAUUCAUUGGGAUGGAAUCUGCUGGUAUUCACGAGACCACUUACAACUCAAUCAUGAAGUGCGACGUUGAUAUCAGGAAGGAUCUGUACGGUAACAUUGUCCUCAGUGGUGGCUCCACCAUGUUUGGCGGCAUUGCCGACCGUAUGAGCAAGGAAAUCACUGCUUUGGCUCCUAGCAGCAUGAAGAUCAAGGUGGUUGCACCGCCCGAGAGGAAAUACAGUGUCUGGAUCGGAGGAUCCAUUCUUGCUUCACUUAGCACCUUCCAACAGAUGUGGAUUUCUAAGGGCGAAUACGAUGAGUCUGGCCCAUCAAUUGUCCACAGGAAAUGCUUCUAAGAAGUUUGAGCGAGGGUUGUCAAGGGAUGGUACAUUGUGACAAUGAUGUACCGUCGGGUCUAUGUUAAAACCAUAGUACGGUUCUCGUUUUUUCUUUUUUGUUCUUUUGUUUAUUUUUUAUGGAUGAUGAGAAUGUAAUGACUUUUGUUUUCUAUAUCGACAUUAUUGUUCCUCCUUUUCGAUAGGUCAUCCAUCAUGUAGUUUGAGAGUGAUAAUAUUUCCUGUGUUUUUAUUUUUGAUGAGAACCAUUA
Messenger RNA from Erythranthe guttata (spotted monkey flower), 1629 nucleotides. Its product is annotated as actin-7. Lineage: Eukaryota; Viridiplantae; Streptophyta; Magnoliopsida; Lamiales; Phrymaceae. The record is from RefSeq and is a predicted model, not a curated record.